Molecule: messenger RNA, 671 nt
Organism: Ananas comosus (pineapple)
Lineage: Eukaryota; Viridiplantae; Streptophyta; Magnoliopsida; Poales; Bromeliaceae
Product: ubiquitin-conjugating enzyme E2 2-like
Source: RefSeq, a predicted model, not a curated record
GCACGUUUAAGCUGACUCUGCAGUUUACAGAAGAUUAUCCUAACAAACCACCAACAGUCAGGUUUGUCUCGCGGAUGUUCCACCCAAACAUCUAUGCAGAUGGAAGCAUCUGUUUGGAUAUUUUACAAAACCAGUGGAGCCCCAUUUAUGAUGUUGCUGCAAUUCUGACUUCUAUUCAGUCGCUCCUCUGUGACCCAAACCCAAACUCUCCUGCGAACUCAGAGGCGGCUCGAAUGUUCAGCGAGAACAAGCGUGAAUACAACCGCAAAGUUCGCGAGAUUGUGGAGCAGAGCUGGACGGCCGAUUAAAGCGCUGCUAGAAGUACCUACAAGUAUCUUUGCUAUGCAUAAAAGGUGCAUAAAGUGAUGCGUAUGUUCAAUCGAGUGUUUCUAUUGAGCAUUCAUAAACUUAGCACCAAUCGAGGGUGGUUUAUCCUGUUUUUAUGUGCUCGAUUCUCCGUCAUGUUUGUUAUCGCCUAUGCUCUGGAUCAGAUUAGUUCUUAUGUAAAUUUAUAUCCAAACAUCGCAUCGGUGAGAUAUGUAUUAGAAACUGGGAAAAGAAACUCUCUUUUAAGAGUGAUGGUAGCUAGUAUUGUUGUAUAUGCCCGACGGUUUAAAUGCACUGCGGAUUGUUGUCGGUAGCCUAAAAUGGAUGUUGCUUCUGUUUAUUUA